CAUUUUCCGUCAUCUUCUCACGCAACGAAAUUACCAGUAAACACCGAUAGAUUUAUAGAUCCAAUACCUCUUCGAAUUUCUCAGCUCUUCUCUUACAUACCCUAACCCUAGAUUUCCGUUCCUCAGCUCCUCAGCUCCUCAGCUCUUUUUGUACUCCAAUGGCGACCGGAGAAGAGCCCAUUGCUCCCGUCGAGCCGAAUCCCGAGCCGGCCCUCUCCGAACCUGUCGAGGAUAAACCGGCCGAAACCAACCCCGGCAAGUCGAAGAAACUCAAGGAGCCCAAAGCCAAAAAGCCUGCUGCUCCUAGAAAGCCUCCCUCACAUCCUCCUUACGAAGAGAUGAUUAAGGACGCGAUUGUGUCUCUGAAGGAGAAGACGGGUUCGAGUCAGUACGCGAUCGCAAAGUUCAUAGAGGAGAAGCAGAAGCAGCUUCCACCGAACUUCAGGAAGCUCUUGCUCUUCCAUUUGAAGAAGCUUGUGGCCGGUGGGAAGCUCGUGAAGGUGAAGGGGUCGUUCAAGCUUCCGGCUUCGAAGUCGGCAGCGCCUGCCGUCGAGAAGAAGAAACCGGCAGCGAAGCCGAAGCCAAAGCCGAAAGCUAAGCCUUCGAAGCCGAAGACUAAGGAGGUGAAGACGACAACUAAAGCGCCGGCGAGGGGUAAGGCGCCGGUGAAGCCAAAGGCGGCUGCAAAGCCGAAGCCAAAGCCAAAAGCGGCUGCAAAGCCCAAGGCUGCUGCUCCAAAGCCGAAGGCAGCUCCGGCUAAGGCCAAGCCGGCGGCGAAGCCGAAGCCCGCUCCAGCUAAAGCAAAGCCAGCUGCGAAGCCGAAGCCGAAGGAGAAGCCGGCUAAGGCCUCGAGGACGUCGACGAGGACCUCUCCCGGGAAAAAAGCCCCGGCUCCGAAGCCUGUGGUGAAGAAGGCACCGGCGGCCAAGAAGACUCCAGUUAAGAGCGUGAAGCUCAGGAGCGUAAAGUCGCCGGCGAAGAAAGCUACAACCAGGAGGGGAAGGAAGUGAGAGAGAGAGAGAGGAGCUUAGUCGUAGUAGGGGUAGCCUUGUAAAUUUCUUGAGCUUUGAGGGUGUAUUUAGAUCCAUAUAUGCCCAUGGAAAAGAAAUAUUUUUAUUUUUAUAUUGUUAUUUGUAAUUUUUUUCUUUGCUUUUUUAUUUUAUUUUUAUUCGAGACAGUUUCAGUUGUAUUAUUAUUCAGUUAAGUGGGGUUCCUAGGAAUCAAUUCCGAGCUUGAUGUUUUUCGUGUUCA
Molecule: messenger RNA, 1251 nt
Organism: Corylus avellana
Lineage: Eukaryota; Viridiplantae; Streptophyta; Magnoliopsida; Fagales; Betulaceae
Product: histone H1.2
Biological process (GO): chromosome condensation; negative regulation of DNA recombination; nucleosome assembly
Cellular component (GO): nucleus; nucleosome
Molecular function (GO): structural constituent of chromatin; double-stranded DNA binding; nucleosomal DNA binding
Source: RefSeq, a predicted model, not a curated record